AUGUCGCCAAUGAGUUUCAAUGACUUUGACGCACACACCAAGCUGCUAGCAUCGGACGCCGACUUAUUAAAGGAAUUUCAGACACUGGACUACUUCACAAACCAACAGAUUGACGAUUAUAAGCUAGCUGCCUUGAUAUCUGCCGCCACAACGAAUCUAAACCGGUACGCGGACAUGACUCCCUGUAAGUUUUUCACUAGGCCGAUCUUUCGCAGUGCGAUAAGCGAAGUUCCGCAAAUUUACAUAAAUGCCAACUACGUGAAGGCCUGCGGUUACGAUGCCCUGGGACGCGCGGAGGUUGCGUCAAAGACCACCUUACCUGAGUACAUUGCCACUCAGGCUCCCCUUACACACACGGAAGCCGACUUCCUCUACAUGGUGCAUCAACAACGUUCCCCAGUGGUCAUCAUGCUCUGCAAGUAUGUCAGAUCUUCCUCCAUUACCAAACGAUAA
Dibothriocephalus latus is the source of this 453-nucleotide messenger RNA. Lineage: Eukaryota; Metazoa; Platyhelminthes; Cestoda; Diphyllobothriidea; Diphyllobothriidae. The record is from the annotation of a GenBank genome assembly.